UUGAAAACCGGAAGUUUAUUUGCACGUCUGGGGAAAAGUCGCAAAAUAAGUGUUUGUGCCUUUCACAGGGAAAACACUGACUUUCUUGGUAUGGGAUGCAGUUUUUGAAGCUGAUGAUUUAGGUUCAAUACAAUUGACGUGAUGGGAAACGUGACAACAUCAGACCUACCUGCAGACAAACAGCAAGGGGUCAGGACAAUACUGGACUUGAGCAGGAAGCUAAACUAUCAUCAAUAUGUGAAGCAUGUGAAUAAUGAAGAUCUGAACUCAGGCAGUUUGACAGCUCUCCCAUGGACACUUCUCAGCUCUGUGUUGCUCCACGAGGCUCUGGAUGCUUCCUUUAACUCUAUCCCAGAGAUACCCAAGGACCUCCCCCUCCACCUGCCCCAUCUAACCUACAUCAACCUACAGUACAACUGUCUCAUAACUCUUCCUGACAGUAUUUCCCUGUUCUUCCACCUGAGAACCCUGUUGCUGAGUCAUAACCAGCUCCAGACCUUACCUGCAUCCCUCAUCCAUUUGUCCAAGCUGCAGAAACUGGACCUCUCCAAUAACUGUCUCACAGAACUACCAGAGGACAUCGGAAGCCUACCGGCCUUACAGAGACUCAAUGUUUCUAACAACAAGUUACAAAACCUUCCUUUGUCAUUAGGAAGAUCGCAAACUCUACAACUUCUGCUUGCUGUGAGCAAUAAAUGUUGCAUGCCACCACAGCAAGUGUGCAAUCAGGGUUCAGAUGCAACUCUGGACUAUCUGAGAACUCAGGUGCCGAACGGAGUGCCUUCUUCUGAACCCACGACUCCAAGAUUUAACAUCUUUAAAAGGAAGAGGGGACAUGUGUUGCACGCGUCGGUUCAGAAUCCACAUUCUGCUCGGAGCUUGUACGUGGAGGAGCAGACGCACACGACGAACACCACCAGCAGGAACCGUACCCCUCUCAGACCCCCUCCCCACGGCACCAAGCUUCACGCUGACACACUCAUGGACAGGGUGCUGGGACUUCUGUAUGGUGCUGCCAUAGGAGACGCCAUAGGUAUCGCUACAGAGCUGAUGACGCCUGAUGAGUGCAGAUUCCAUUACAAUGCUGAAACCCUGUCCUACUCAGACAUCAUCAGGGACAAGCACAGGGUGAGAUGGAGACCUGGAGACUGGACAACUGACUUUGACCAGACUAUCCUGCUGCUGGAGUCCCUGCUGAAGUGGGGAGGGGUGGUGGAUGAGUUAGACUUUGCCCAGCAGCUGGAGACAUACUGCAGGGAGGGGUUUCCUGGGCUGGGCGACACGGAGGAACCACUGGUGGGGAACACCAUCCAGAGGGUCCUGUCUGACCCCAGGUACCUGCAGGACCCACAUGGAGCCGCUAGGAGGCUCUGUCACAAAGUGGAGGACCAGGAUGAUGUGUUGUUUGAGUACUGUGACAACAGCUGCCUGACCAGGACAGUAGUACUGGGGGUGCCACAGUUCCACGACUUGAAGGAGGUGUCAGCCAAUGCCAUCAGAAUAUGUAGAGCGACCCACCAUGACCCCCGUUGCUUAGCAACUGCUGUUGUUGUCACAGCAACCAUUGCACUCAUGCUGCAGGGAAAUCAUGACAUCACCAAGGAUGAAUCCAUGGAGGAGCUGCUUCAGGUUGCCAUGGAGACAGGACGUAAACAUCUGUCCAGACCCGCCCACCUGAAGGCCUUUGAACACUACUGUGGGCUUAGGGACUAUCAGAGUAUUGAGGUGUGGGCCCCUCACCAGAACCAGAUGACAUUCUGUUUUAAGACUCUGGCAGCUGGGCUGGUGGCCCUCAGGAGCAAACAGGACUUCAGGUCUGCAAUUACGGAGCUUGUGAUGCUGGGAGGAGACAGUAACACCCAUGCCUCAGUGACAGGUGCACUGCUGGGGGCCUAUUGGGGUUACAGAGCCCUGCCCUCUGAUUGGCUGAAUGACCUUCCUGAGCCCCAGGCAUCCUUACUCAACAUGAAAGCCAACCUCCUAUUGGAUAUGAUGGGAAUCCCUUGAGGAAGUACUGGGUAUUUUAAUCUCGCAAAGAAGACAAGAAUUUGUAUUUCCUUUGAGCAAUUUUUUAGUAAAUUCUAUGGCUGGGUGGUGCCUUGAGGAAUUGUGGGUCAUGUUAGGUGUGUGCCAAAGAACCAUGGGAUAUUAUGGGUCAUUUGUGAUUAUUUUUAGAACCAGUCUGUCUAGCAUCUUCCAGGCUUCAGAAGCAAUUGGAAAGAGUAGAAAUGCCAGGGCAAGCAUCAAACUGUACUCCUUUAGCAUACCAACUCUGGUAUGUUGUCUGUCUAUUUGGACAAUUUCUACUCUUUCAAGCCACCUCAGUACUCUGGUAGGGACUAAGGUCUGUCACUAUUUUGAAUGCAAAGGGUUGGGUGGAUGGGUGAUUGCCAAACUGUGCCAUGUUGUUUUUCCUGCAAUCAGCAUAUGUUAGUGCAGACAAUGUCAGCUUCUUCUCAGCCAGUUGUUAAAUAUUCGAAGUUUAAGAUGCUGUCAAAUGUUUUGACAGGCGUUACAUUGCUUGGAUGUUAUGAAUUUGUGUAGGAGUAUCUUUAGGUUGCUAUAUUAAUAAGAGGUGCAAGAAUUUGAUCCCAUCAGUAUUAUAGGUAUUUAGAUAUUGUGAAAACAAAUUAUAUCCAUGAUAUUUUUAUAAUUAUGGCAUAAUUGGGUCAUACAUAGCAAACCUAGUGUUCUUAUU
Branchiostoma belcheri (Belcher's lancelet) is the source of this 2698-nucleotide messenger RNA. RefSeq lists its product as uncharacterized. The transcript has 10 exons. The record is from RefSeq and is a predicted model, not a curated record. Gene Ontology annotation, molecular function: protein binding. Lineage: Eukaryota; Metazoa; Chordata; Leptocardii; Amphioxiformes; Branchiostomatidae. Bases 142 to 2007 code for a protein of 621 amino acids.